Messenger RNA from Hydractinia symbiolongicarpus, 1022 nucleotides. RefSeq names its product neurocalcin homolog. The record is from RefSeq and is a predicted model, not a curated record. The coding region runs from base 226 to 804 and encodes 192 amino acids. Gene Ontology annotation, molecular function: calcium ion binding. NCBI's taxonomy places the organism in Eukaryota, Metazoa, Cnidaria, Hydrozoa, Anthoathecata, Hydractiniidae. The transcript is spliced from 4 exons.
AAAAUAGCAGUUGAUGAACUAUUCGCCUAAGCUUCGUAUGUAUUGUAGCUAGCAAUAGCUAGAGGCUACUGAAAAGCCCAGUACAGGUUGUGCUGAUAAAUGCUGUUGUGUCUUAUUCUGCAUUCUCAUAAAGAAACUACUAACACCAUUACUAAAGCUUGAGUUCCAUCUGGCGUUAAUUUGUGUUAAGCAGAAUUCAUACAUAUUCUCUCUUCUUGUUGAAACAUGGGAAAGCAAAACAGUAAGUUGAAGCCUGAAGUCAUAAACGACUUAAGAGAGCAAACAGAAUUCACUGAACAUGAAUUACAAGAGUGGUACCGAGGUUUUCUGAAGGAUUGUCCUGAUGGAACUCUGACUGUGGAAGAAUUCAAAAAGAUCUAUGGUAACUUUUUUCCAUAUGGUGAUGCAGCGAAAUUUGCGGAACACGUGUUUCGUACCUUUGACGCCAAUGGUGACGGUAGAAUCGAUUUUCGCGAAUUCAUUUGUGCUUUAAGUGUCACAAGCCGUGGUACGUUGGAACAGAAACUCAAAUGGGCUUUCUCCAUGUACGAUUUAGAUGCAAAUGGAUUUAUCUCAAGGGAUGAAAUGUUGGAAAUAGUGCGUGCAAUUUAUAAAAUGGUGGGCAAUGUUGUUAAAAUGCCGGAAGACGAAUCAACGCCAGAAAAGCGAGUAGAUAAAAUAUUUCGUCAAAUGGAUAAAAAUACCGAUGGCAAAUUGUCUUUGGCUGAAUUUAUAGAAGGUGCAAAAAGUGAUCCAUCUAUUGUUAGACUGUUACAAUGCGACCCUGCAGGGUCUAGCCGUUAAUCAUCCGUCUUUUUUUCAGUUUUUUUUCCAAACAGGGUUUAUUGAGUAUGGAUUUUUCGAAUAGACACUUGUAUGAAUGAAAAGCUACGUGCGAUAUGUUAUUUUAUAGUAAUGAAUUCGUCCCAGGGCGGUGUAUUUAUUUAAAGUCAAUGUUCUCGUAACUCCGAAUUUUUAAUGUAUGGUUCAAAAGUUGUUACAAUGUUCUGUUUUCGCCUGUU